Messenger RNA from Strongylus vulgaris, 210 nucleotides. Lineage: Eukaryota; Metazoa; Nematoda; Chromadorea; Rhabditida; Strongylidae. The record is from the annotation of a GenBank genome assembly.
GUAAUCCUGGAUGGCCACGGACAAUACUCGCCAUUGGGACGAGGUGCAGCAUUAUCACGAGGUGCACCAGGCGCUCCAUCUUACCCUGGCGCACCGGAAUCUCCGGUAGGCCCUGCAGGUCUAGCUGAUGCUAUUGAGACAGGGGAUCCUAGUCCAUUUUCCCCACCCCGAGCGGGCUUUCCAGGAGGACCAGGCUGUCCGCUGGUCCAG